AUGCCGUCACUCGUUCUAAGCGCGGUUGCAGCCAUUGUCCUGUAUUUUGCCCUUACCACAUAUCGUGGCCUCUCACGCAAUAUCGCAUUGGCGAAGAGCUCGGGUCUACCCGUUGUAAUAACGCCAGUCCAUAUUUUCAGUGUGCUCUGGUUGUCAACGCAUUACAUAUUCACGCCGGUGCUGAACCUGUGUUUGCCAUCCUUUCUUCGAGGUGUUUGGUUAGAUCUUUUAGAUCCGGAGUGGCCAUAUAGAAUUGGACAUUCGCCAUAUGCAAAACUUGGCUCAGAUGUCUUUAUCGUUGCUUCCCCAUCUGGGCUCAUUGCGUUUGUUGCCAAUGCCGAAGCAGUGACCCAGAUGACCCAGCGCCGUAAUGAUUUUCCCAAGCCGCUCGAGAUGUAUGGAGCGCUUGAUAUCUACGGAAAGAAUCUUGUGUCGACUGAAGGUGCAGAUUGGCGGGUGCAUCGAAAACUCGCUGCACCAAGCUUCGGCGAAAAGAACAAUGAGUUGGUUUUCACCGAAACACUGCAUCACGCACAAUCUCUGCUCGGGCUGUGGGCUGGACCUGAUGGACAUGGUAACCUGACAGUGGUUGAUCCCGCUGCAGGCGCGAUGAACUUUGCACUAUACGUUAUUAGCAGUGCUGGCUUUGAUGUACGCGUUGUGUGGCCCCAUGAGGAGGAAAAACGUAUUCUGGAGGGCAAAAGUCAAGCGAAAGUACUAGGGGGCUCAAGCGUACCGCCAGGCCAUACGAUGAACUACCGUGAAGCUUUGGGCGAGUUGCUCCAUAACAUCAUGUGGACUCAGGUCAUACCACCAAAGUAUCUGCCAUGGUCUCCAGUCAAAGUACAUCGCACUGUCGGUGUAGCAGUCAAGGAAUGGGGCAAGUAUAUGGAUCAGAUGUAUGAGGCCAAAAAGGCUCAAGUCAUGUCCGGAGAGAACAAAACAGGCAUGGACCUCUUUAACGCCAUGAUUCGCGCCAGCGGUGUUCUGGACGAGAAGAACAGCAGCCUGCAAAAGAGUGAUUUGCUGGGAAACGCCUUUGUUAUCAUGCUGGCAGGACAUGAAACAACUGCCAAUACGCUUCACUACUCUUUAAUCUAUCUCGCCAUGAACUGGGCCUCACAAAAGCGAUUGCAGGACGACAUCGAUGAGGUAGUACAGGGCAGACCAAUCGCACAAUUAGACUACGAAGAAGAUUUCCCAAAGCUGUUCAGUGGAAUGGCAGCAGCAGUCAUGAACGAGACUCUCCGUCUCCUACAGCCUAUCCUCAACAUACCCAAGUCAACCGCCCCAGGUCGAUCUCAGCAGUUCACCAUGGACGGGCAACAGUACACGAUGCCCGGAAGCACGCACAUAUUCCUCAAUGCAGCCAUCCACCGAAACCCCCGGUACUGGCCUGCGCCGGCUAACGUAUCAGAGGCCGAAGCAGCCCAGGAUGUCAGUCGAUUCCGCCCCGAGCGCUGGCUCGCGCAGACCAAGACUGCGGAUACAUUCGAGGACAUCAAAUACGACGACGAGGAGCUACGAGGGCCGUCGGGCGAGGACACGUCGGCGAAACUCUUCCGACCUGUCAAAGGCUCAUACAUCCCAUUCAGCGACGGGGCUCGGUCUUGCAUCGGCCGACGCUUCGCCCAGGUUGAGAUCCUUGCCGUUCUGGCCGCUAUCUUCUCACAGUAUAGCGUCGAGCUUGCUGUUGAUGACUACGCGAGCGACGACGUGGUGGAGAAGAUGCCCAAGGGCGGUGCGGAAAGGAAAGAGUUGUACAUGAAGGCUGUGAACAAGGCAGAUGAGGCGAUCAACACUAAGAUGGCGAGUAUCAUCACGCUGCAGUUGAGAGGCACGUCGAUCCCAAUUCGACUAGUGAGGCGAGGUGAAGAACGGUUCACCUUUGAAUAG
This is a messenger RNA of Dothidotthia symphoricarpi CBS 119687, 1896 nucleotides long. Its product is annotated as cytochrome P450 monooxygenase-like protein. NCBI's taxonomy places the organism in Eukaryota, Fungi, Ascomycota, Dothideomycetes, Pleosporales, Dothidotthiaceae. The transcript is spliced from 3 exons. Gene Ontology annotation, molecular function: oxidoreductase activity, acting on paired donors, with incorporation or reduction of molecular oxygen; iron ion binding; monooxygenase activity. The record is from RefSeq and is a predicted model, not a curated record. Bases 1 to 1896 code for a protein of 631 amino acids.